This is a messenger RNA of Cinclus cinclus, 3138 nucleotides long. It is a transcript of the gene ABTB3, whose product is annotated as ankyrin repeat and BTB domain containing 3. The record is from RefSeq and is a predicted model, not a curated record. The coding region runs from base 1 to 3138 and encodes 1045 amino acids. Gene Ontology annotation, molecular function: protein heterodimerization activity. Lineage: Eukaryota; Metazoa; Chordata; Aves; Passeriformes; Cinclidae. The transcript is spliced from 17 exons.
AUGGCCCGGAGAGGUAAGACGGCGGUGAGGACGCUGGAAGACCUGACGCUGGACUCCGGGUAUGGUGGUGCGGCGGACUCGGUGCGCUCCUCCAACUUGUCGCUGUGUUGCUCGGAUUCGCACCCCGCGUACCCCUAUGGAGGAAGCUGCUGGCCGCACAUAACUGACUCCAUGCACAGUCGGCACAACAGCUUCGACACCGUCAACACCGUCCUAGCGGAAGACUCCGAGGUGCUGGACUGCGCGGGGCAGCAGUGCUCCCGGCUCCUGCCCGACCUUGAGGAGGUCCCCUGGAGCCUGGAGGAGGUGGAGGCACUGCUGCUGCCGUCGCCGCCGCGCCGGGAGCCGCGGGCGCCGGGCGCCGCCAGCCCCGGGAGCCGGGAUGCGGCGGCGCGGCUCUCGACGCUGGUGAGCCGGGCGCUGGUGCGCAUCGCUCGGGAGGCGCAGCGACUGAGCCUCCGCUUCGCCAAGUGCACCAAGCACGAGGUGCGGAGCGCCAUGGAGAUCGUCCUGGGCUGGACGCUGGCUGCCCGCUGCACGGCAGCCGCCCUCGGCGCCCUCUCCCUCUACAACAUGAGCAGCAGCGGCGGCGACCGCUUCAGUCGCGGCAAGUCGGCGCGGUGCGGACUGGCCUUCUCCGUGGGCAAGUUCUACCGCUGGAUGGUGGACAGCCGCGUGGCCCUGCGCAUCCACGAGCACGCCGCCAUCUACCUCACCGCCGGCACCGAGAGCCUCUUCCGUGACAUCCACGCGCGGGUGCUGGCCGGCCCCGCCGCCCCGCUCCCACCGCCCGGCCGCCCCCCGGCCGCCGCCGCAGCCCCGGCCGAGAAGGAGAAGGAGAGCGGCGAGGCGCCCCGCUUCACCCUGGAGGCUCUGGAGCAGACGGUCAACAACGACCCCGAGCUCUGGGGCUUACUGCAACCCUACCAGCACCUCAUCUGCGGAAAGAACGCCAGCGGUGUUCUCUGCCUGCCGGACAGCUUGAACCUUCACAAGGAUCAGCAAAGGUCAGGCAAGCCCGGGGAGGUGCAGAUGUUCAGCCAGUCAGAGCUGAGGACCAUCGAGCAGUCUCUGCUUGCCACGCGCGUGGGGAGCAUCGCUGAACUCAGUGACCUGGUGUCUCGAGCGAUGCACCACCUGCAGCCCCUCAAUGCCAAGCAGCACGGGAACGGGACACCGAUGCACCAGAAGCAGGGAUCCUUCUACUGGGAGCCAGAGGCUCUCUACACCCUUUGCUACUUCAUGCACUGCCCACAGAUGGAGUGGGAAAACCCCAACGUGGAGCCCUCGAAAGUCACGCUGCAGACUGAGAGGCCGUUCAUCGUGCUGCCCCCGCUGAUGGAGUGGAUUCGGGUGGCGGUGGCUCACGCCGGGCACCGGCGCAGUUUCUCGGUGGACAGCGAUGACGUGCGGCAGGCGGCCCGGCUCCUGCUGCCGGGAGUUGACUGCGAGCCCCGACAGCUGAAGAUCGACGACUGUUUCUGUGCCUCUCGGAAGCUGGAUGCAGUUGCCACCGAGGCCAAGUUCAAGCAGGACCUGGGUUUUCGGAUGCUCAACUGCGGCCGGACAGAUCUGGUUAAGCAAGCCAUAUCCUUGCUGGGGCCAGAUGGGAUCAACAGCAUGAGCGAGCAGGGCAUGACUCCACUGAUGUAUGCUUGUGUCAGGGGUGAUGAGGCUAUGGUGCAGAUGCUGCUAGAUGCUGGAGCAGAUCUGAAUGCUGAGGUUGUCAGUACUGCUCAUAAAUACCCAUCCGUCCACCCUGAGACCCGCCAUUGGACAGCUCUGACAUUUGCUGUGUUGCAUGGACAUAUUCCUGUAGUUCAGCUAUUGCUGGAUGCUGGAGCAAAGGUAGAAGGUUCCUUAGAGCAUGGAGAGGAAAAUUACUCUGAAACUCCUUUACAGCUGGCAGCAGCUGCUGGAAAUUUUGAACUGGUUAGUUUGCUGUUGGAGCGAGGAGCUGACCCCAUGAUAGGAACAAUGUACAGGAAUGGCAUUUCCAUGACUCCACAAGGUGACAUGAACUCUUUCAGUCAGGCUGCUGCACAUGGACACAGGAAUGUUUUCCGCAAGCUGCUUGCUCAGCCGGAGAAGGAGAAGAGCGAUAUCCUGUCGCUGGAGGAGAUCCUGGCCGAGGGCACAGACUUGCCCGACUCGGCAGCAGCUCCGCUCUGCGCCAGCCGCAACAGCAAGGCCAAGCUGAAGGCCCUGAAGGAGGCCAUGUACCACAGCGCCGAGCACGGCUACGUGGAUGUCACCAUCGACAUCCGGAGCAUAGGUGUUCCCUGGACACUGCACACGUGGCUGGAGUCUCUGCGCACGUCCUUCCAGCAGCACCGACGGCCCCUCAUCCAGUGCUUGCUGAAGGAGUUCAAGUCCAUCCAGGAAGAGGAGUACACUGAGGAGCUUAUCACACAGGGGUUGCCUCUCAUGUUCGAGAUACUGAAGGCCAGCAAGAACGAGGUGAUCAGCCAGCAGCUCUCUGUCAUUUUCACUCAUUGCUAUGGACCCUACCCAAUUCCAAAGCUCGUGGAAAUUAAGCGCAAGCAGACCUCCCGCCUGGAUCCUCAUUUUCUUAACAAUAAAGAGAUGUCAGAUGUCACAUUUCUGGUGGAAGGAAGACCUUUUUAUGCACAUCGAGUGUUGCUAUUUACUGCAUCACCAAGGUUUAAAGCAUUGCUGUCUAGCAAGCCCUCAUCUGAUAGUACUUGUAUUGAGAUCAACUAUGUGAAGUACCCCAUCUUUCAGCUGGUUAUGCAGUAUCUUUAUUAUGGAGGUGCAGAGUCACUCCUGAUUAAAAAUAAUGAAAUUAUGGAGCUUCUCUCUGCUGCUAAAUUUUUCCAGCUUGAAGCUUUACAACGACACUGUGAGAUCAUUUGUGCAAAAAGCAUUAAUACAGAAAACUGUGUGGAUAUUUAUAAUCAUGCCAAGUUCCUCGGCGUCACAGAACUAUCUGCCUAUUGUGAAGGCUACUUUCUAAAAAAUAUGAUGGUCCUCAUUGAAAACGAAGCUUUCAAACAGUUGUUGUAUGACAAGAAUGGAGAAACAUCUGGUCAGAAUGUACUAGAGGACUUACAGAGGACGUUGGCCACAAGGAUUCAGUCAAUUCAUUUGUCUUCUUCAAAGGGCUCCGUUGUCUAA